Messenger RNA from Brettanomyces nanus, 1668 nucleotides. RefSeq lists its product as uncharacterized. The record is from RefSeq and is a predicted model, not a curated record. Gene Ontology annotation, cellular component: plasma membrane. Gene Ontology annotation, molecular function: secondary active monocarboxylate transmembrane transporter activity. Lineage: Eukaryota; Fungi; Ascomycota; Pichiomycetes; Pichiales; Pichiaceae. The coding region runs from base 1 to 1668 and encodes 555 amino acids. The transcript has a single exon. Gene Ontology annotation, biological process: plasma membrane lactate transport.
AUGAGCCUUGACCUAGAGAGACAGAAGACAGUUUCGUCUUUGAACCUUCACCAAGUGAAUUCGGUGGCAUCCGUUGAGCAGGACAUGAAGACAAUCAAAGAAUAUCAGGAUAAUAUUUACUUGUCGGCAAAGCCAGACUUUUCUAGCCAAUCUAUUAAGACUUACGUCAGGACCAGAUUCACUGAGAUUUUUCCAUCAAAGGAAACCCUUCAGGCCAAUAAGAGGUUGUUGAACCCUAUUCCCGGACUUCGACAGGUUGGGAGAAAGCAGUGGGCCAUGAUUACAGUCGCAUUUUGGUGCUGGGCCUGGGAUGCCUAUGAUUUCUUCACGAUUUCCCUCAAUGUUACUCAACUUGCUAAAGAUCUUGAUGAAGAUGUUAAAAGCAUCACUUGGGGUAUCACCUUGGUUUUAAUGUUCAGAUCAGUCGGGGCAUUGAUAUUUGGUUACCUUGGUGAUCGGUACGGAAGAAAAAUGCCAUUGGCUCUUAAUAUGUUUCUUGUUUGCAUAUUGAAGAUUGGAACCGGUUUCAUUAAGAACUAUGCUCAAUUCUUAGGUGUCAGAGCUCUCUUUGGUAUCUUAUUGGGUGGCGUCUAUGGUAAUGCUACAGCUUUGGCAUUGGAUGAUUGUCCCAUCGAUGCUAGAGGUUUCAUUUCUGGCUUGGUUCAGCAAGGUUAUGCUUUUGGCUACUUAAUGGCUGUUGUCUUUAAAAGAGCUAUCGGCGACAACAGUAAGUACCACUGGAAAGCCAUGUACUGGUUUGGUGCAGGUGUUUGUUUUAUCAUUGUUAUUGCUAUUCUUCUUUUACCUGACACCAAGGCUUAUAAGAGACAGAAGGAAAUCUCCAGGUUCAACAAAGAACACUGUAUUGAACAAAUGACAUUCCUUCAAAAGGCUUCCAGGGCCUGGAAGUCAUACUGGUUGAUGAUUCUUUACAUGAUCUUACUUAUGUCUGGAUUUAACUUCAUGUCCCAUGGAUCUCAGGAUUUAUAUCCAACGUUACUUACUGUCAGGUACGACUUUUCGAAAGAUCGUUCUACUGUGACAAACUGCGUUGCAAAUAUUGGCGCCAUAGUGGGUGGUAUAAUUGUCGGUCAUUUAUCCAACUUUGUUGGUAGAAGGCUUUCCAUCAUGAUAUGUUGUGUUUGUGGCGGUGCCUUAAUUUACCCAUGGGCCUUUGUGGAUACAAGUGCAAUUAAUGCCGGGGCCUUUUUCUUGCAAUUCUGCGUUCAAGGUGCCUGGGGUGUGAUUCCGGUGCAUCUUUCGGAGCUUUCUCCACCUUCGUUCAGAUCCUUUGUCGUUGGUGUCUCCUAUCAAUUGGGUAACUUGGUUUCUUCUGCAUCUUCUACCAUUGAGACCACAAUCGGCGAACAUUAUCCAAUGAUUUCUCCUAGUGGCGAACACAUUUUUGAUUAUGCUACGGUUAUGGCCAUCUUUAUGGGCGCUGUUUUUGGUUUCGUUCUCAUUGUCAGUUUCAUAGGUCCUGAGAACAUGAACGCAUCAUUUGAGAUGGUUGAAGGUUAUGAUGAUGAUCAAGAUUUGCAACGUAUUCUCACUGAGGACAUUGCGAAAGUGGAAGUCCACCAUGAAGAAAAGCUCAAUGAAGAAAAGGUUACUGGGACUGAAGCUGCCGACUCUCCGAGCGAGGAUAACAACGAUCUCGAAGCUUGA